Mobula hypostoma (lesser devil ray) is the source of this 1552-nucleotide messenger RNA. It is a transcript of the gene grxcr1a, whose product is annotated as glutaredoxin and cysteine rich domain containing 1 a. The transcript is spliced from 4 exons. Bases 89 to 1009 code for a protein of 306 amino acids. The record is from RefSeq and is a predicted model, not a curated record. NCBI's taxonomy places the organism in Eukaryota, Metazoa, Chordata, Chondrichthyes, Myliobatiformes, Myliobatidae. Gene Ontology annotation, biological process: sensory perception of sound.
UCAUAGAGAAAUCUAUUUACAGAUUUUCAGCCGGCUGCAAGAGGAAUUUUUCUUCUGAAAAUAAAAACAAUGUGAACUUAUUUCUUCAAUGGAAAACCCUGGGCUUAAUGGCAUAAUGAAGACAGAAGGAGAACUCCGGCAGAAAAAAGUAAGGUUUCGAGUAUCUUCAGCAAAUAGUGGAAGGGUGCUGAAGGAGGUGUACACUGAUGGAGACCUGGUGGGCUUGCAAGUGUCUGAGUGUGCCAGCGUUUCUGAGACAGAGCAAGGCAGCGGUUACAGUGAAGUGAACGGAUAUAACAAGCAGCAUUUCUCCCUGGAAACUGAUGGCAGUGAAAGUGAAUGCGAUGACCUGCUUCUGUUAGCAAGCACCACAAAAGACAGAGGAAUCUGUAGAAAGAGAAUUAAUAUCUUGAGUAAAAAUGGUACAGUAAGAGGUGUCAAGCACAAAGUCAGUGCUGGACAGGCACUUUUCAGUAACUUGUCAAAUGGUGCUGUUCAGCCGCCACUGGCUCUCGAGUUUGGAAGAAUAGUAAUCUACACUACUAGCCUUCGUGUUGUGAGGGCAACGUUUGAUCGAUGCGAGCUAGUAAGGAAAAUUUUCCAAAAUCACAGAAUAAAGUUGGAAGAAAAAAACAUUGCUUUGAACAGUGACUAUGGAAAGGAGCUAGAAGAGCGUUGCAAGAGAGCAAAUGAAUCUCCUUCCUUACCUGUAGUGUUCAUCGAUGGCUGUUACCUAGGGGGUGCAGAGAAAAUAUUGUCAAUGAAUGAAUCAGGAGAGCUGCAAGAUCUCUUAACAAAGAUUGAGAAAGUCCAGCACCCACUGGAGUGUUCAGCUUGUGGAGGUUUUGCAUUUGUUCCGUGUUCAGUGUGCCAUGGGAGCAAGAUGUCCGUGUUUCGAAAUUGCUUCACUGAUUCCUUUAAAUGCCUUAAGUGUACCUCUUGCAAUGAAAAUGGAUUACAGCAUUGCAGGCUCUGUGUGAAGUCAAACUCCCAUCAUCAUGGAAAAUAACAUUCUAAUGGCAUUUGUCAUGGCUCGACAGUAAAUGUGUCCAUAGGAACCUGCCUUUUCUGAUCUUAAUUUCAGCACACUAAUUAAUUGCAAUGGAAAUUAAAAUCCCAAUUGCCACUCUGCUUUUGCUGGAAGAGCAAAAUAAAUAAAAAAAAAAAUCAUUAGGUACUAAAUUGUGAGUUGCCUAUUCCGAAAAUUAAACUUGAUUUGUAUUUUGGGACAAAGUGGGUUACAUUUUGCCUCCAGCCUGCUUCACCUUCAUUCACAAAAACUUUCAAACAUUAGGUGCAAACAUUGUUGUUCAUUCCUUUUGUUGAGAGGCAUGAACAGGGCAUUGGGAGUGUAUGUGUAGUAAAAAAGCUGGGUAGAGACUACAAAUCACAAGUAAUAUACAACACUGAAAUGUUUAAUGGAACUGUUAAAGGACAAAUAAAGGAAACCAUAUGAAAUCUAUGAGAAAUACUUUUAUUUGGACUGGUUGAGUCUUUUUUCCAUCCUGUUAACUUGUACUUUUUCUUAAAAUAUAUGGAUAAAUUAACUAUA